ACUCUGCCUUUCACUCUUUUUCUGCCACACCAUUACCUCUCUUAUAUUUAAAGCCAAAGAAGCAUAAAUACAGAAGCGGAAGGACAGAGCCAGACACACUGGCCGGUCUCUAAACUUUAGCUAGUGAGACUGAAACUUCACAGGAUCGUUCACAAGAAAGCAGGCAGCUUUUUGAUCCAAAAACAAGCUAAAGAAAGCAGAGAGAAUUAAUUAGAUGGAGACAACAAAGAAGAAAAUUGAAUCAUCAGCUGGACAGGUGCUGGAUGGUUCAGAUAUAAUGGAGUUGGUUGGGAAUGAGGAGGUGUUUAGCAACUUCGUGGAUCAUAAGUUUCAUGAGUUGGAUAAGGACAGAGAUGGUCAGCUAUCUGUGAAGGAGCUUCAACCUGCUGUUGCUGAUAUUGGUGCUGCUCUUGGCUUGCCUGCUCAAGGCACUUCCCCUGACUCUGACCACAUCUACUCUGAGGUUCUAAAUGAGUUCACACAUGGCAAGCAAGACAAAGUGAGCAAGACUGAGUUUAAAGAAGUUCUUUCAGACAUACUAAUAGGGAUGGCUACCGGUUUGAAACGUGACCCUGUAGUAAUCCUUCGUAUUGAUGGAGAAGACCUCCUGGAGUUCAUCAAUGGCCCAAGUUAUGAAGCAGAGAUGGUUAACAUAUUUUCAGAGAUAGAAUUUCCCAAUGGAUCGCUCCAUGAUUACUUUAUUAAGGCUUUGGGAAAACUCACGGUUGAACAAGGGAUGCCUCCACCUUCUGAUUCUUGGGUCGUGAGCAGCGUUGUGGAACCAGCUCUGCAGUCCUGCGCUGGACAUAAUCACGACAAACCCAUCUCCCAGGAGACAUUUCUGGUGGAAUUUAAGAAAGUGGCGGAGAACGUGGCUCAACAUCUCAAAGAGCAGCCAGUGAUUGUCGCUCAUACUGAGAACACGUUCGAUGGAAGUGGCAUCAAGAGACUAUUAUCCAACAAGUUCGAAUUAGAGAAGACACUGAAUGCAGCCAUAGAAAAUGUGCCAAAAGAUCGCAACGGAAAACUGCCCAAGGAGUACUUGCUCGUUGCGCUUGAUGCUGUAGCAUCAUCUGCUGGUCUACCUCCAAUCGGAGCAGUUGAUCAGAUCGACAAGGUUAUUACCGAUGUGUUCAAGAUGAUUGACGCUGAUGAUGGGAAGGCUGUUAAAGAAGAUGAAUUCAAGAAGUUGUUGACUGAAAUUCUUGGGGGCAUCAUGCUGCAAUUAAGGGGCAAUCCCAUCUCAAUUUCUUCAAAUUCGGUUGUGCAUGAGCCUAUUGCCUCAUCUUCCACACUUUUGCAGCCAUCUUCCUAGUUAUAACCGGGGGUCUUGAUAUAAAGCAUAAAGCAUAUAUAUAUAUAUAUAUAUAUAAUCACUAAGUUAGUGUUGUCCUGUAUGAUUCGCUUGGUUUUGCAUCUAUGGCAUGAGAUGUAGCUGAUAGGGUUGUCAAUGAUCAUCCACCCACCCUCUCUUGGUGUCAUUGAUCUCUUCUAUGUGUACUUUUGGCUCGUGUUAUUAAUCAGUUCUUGACAUACUUCUACA
Molecule: messenger RNA, 1543 nt
Organism: Tripterygium wilfordii
Lineage: Eukaryota; Viridiplantae; Streptophyta; Magnoliopsida; Celastrales; Celastraceae
Exons: 5
Coding region: 215-1315 (366 amino acids)
Molecular function (GO): calcium ion binding
Source: RefSeq, a predicted model, not a curated record